CCCUUUCUCCCAAAAUCCGGUCCCAUCUCAAUUCUCACCCAAUACCAUCCUUUCACAGAUUCUCAAACACAAAUAAUCAUCAACACCAAACUCCUCAAUCUAUAAUAACUCACUCACCAAACCCAUCUUCAUCACUCUCUCAAACUUCACCAUGGCAAAUGGUACCUCAACUUCACCAAAACCCUUCAAACCCUCAAAAUACAAUUCCUUUUUCAACUGCAAAAAAACAAAUCUUUACUCUUUCAUAGCUCUACUUUGUAUCAUUUCAUACUUUUUAGGCUCAUACCAAAACAACACUUCCACAUCAACUAGCAAAAAUAUCCAAAACAAGAAAGUCACACCAAAAUGUCUCCAAAAAAAUCCAACAAACACAAAAACAAAAACAAAAACAACCAACUUAGAUUUCUUCUCACAUCACAACCUAACAAAUCCAACAACCACAUCCACAACAAAAUCCUCUCAAUACCCACCAUGCACCCCCUCUUUAACUGACUACACCCCCUGUGAAGACCACACGCGCUCCUUAAAAUACACGCGCGACAAAAUGAUAUAUCGUGAACGACACUGUCCUAAGAAACAUGAAAUCUUAAAGUGUCGUGUUCCAGCACCAAAUGGUUACAAAAAUCCUUUCCCAUGGCCCACAAGUAGAGACAUGGCUUGGUAUGCAAAUGUACCUUACCGUCAUUUAACGGUGGAAAAAGCUGGUCAAAAUUGGAUCCGUUUUGACGGUGAUAAGUUCCGUUUUCCUGGUGGUGGUACUAUGUUUCCUAAUGGUGCUGAUAAGUAUAUUGAUGAUAUUGGGAAGUUGAUUGAUCUUGAAGAUGGUUCUGUUAGAACUGCUGUUGAUACUGGUUGUGGGGUUGCUAGUUGGGGAGCCUAUCUACUAUCACGUGACAUAUUAACAGUGUCAAUUGCACCAAGGGAUACUCAUGAAGCACAAGUUCAAUUUGCUCUUGAAAGAGGUGUUCCUGCAGUUAUUGGUGUUUUUGCUUCAAAGAGAUUACCUUUCCCUUCAAGAGCCUUUGACAUGGCACAUUGUUCUCGUUGUCUUAUUCCAUGGCCUGAAUAUGAUGGACUUUAUCUAAAUGAAGUUGAUAGAAUUCUACGUCCUGGUGGGUAUUGGAUUCUAUCUGGUCCACCAAUUCACUGGAAGAGAUAUUGGAAAGGAUGGGAAAGAACAAAAGAAGACUUGAAUGAAGAGCAAACCAAAAUUGAGAAUGUAGCUAAAAGCCUUUGUUGGAAUAAAAUAGUGGAGAAAGGUGAUAUUGCAAUUUGGCAGAAACCAAAAAAUCAUUUAGAUUGCAAAUUCACUCAAAAUAGGCCUUUUUGCCAAGAGCAAAAUAAUCCUGACAAAGCAUGGUACACAAACAUGCAAACAUGUUUAAAUCCACUCCCUAAAGUGUCCAACAAAGAAGAAAUUUCAGGUGGGGAAUUAAAUAAUUGGCCUCAAAGACUAAAAUCAACCCCACCAAGGAUUUCAAAGGGGACCAUUAAAGGUGUCACACCCCAAACAUUCUCAAAAGACAAUCAACUAUGGAACAAAAGAGUAUCAUAUUACAAAAAAGUUAACAAUCAACUUGGAAAAGCUGGUAGAUACAGGAACCUAUUAGACAUGAAUGCUUAUUUGGGUGGAUUUGCAGCUUCACUUGUUAAAUAUCCUAUUUGGGUUAUGAAUGUUGUUCCUAUUCAAGCUAAAGUUGAUACACUUGGAGCAAUAUAUGAAAGAGGGUUGAUUGGAAUGUAUCAUAAUUGGUGUGAAGCUAUGUCUACUUAUCCUAGAACUUAUGACCUAAUUCAUGCUGAUUCUGUGUUUAGCCUUUAUAAUGACAGAUGUGAAUUGGAAGACAUAUUGCUAGAGAUGGAUAGGAUUCUUAGACCAGAAGGAAGUGUAAUAAUUAGAGAUGAUGUUGAUAUAUUGGUCAAAGUAAAGAGCAUAAUCAAUGGCUUGGAAUGGGAGAGUCAAAUUGUGGACCAUGAAGAUGGGCCUCUUGAAAGGGAGAAACUUUUAUUUGCUGUGAAGAAAUAUUGGACCUCUCCUGCCUCAAAUGAUAAUACUAUUUAGGACCCUACUUUUUACUCCAUUUGCCUCUAAAAAGUCUUACAUAUUUGAAAGUGUUUUUUCGAACGACAUAAGUUGUUCGGAAAAAUACUUUCAGAUGAUAUAAAAAUUGUGUUUUUUCGGAUGUGUAUGUCUGGUCUGGUGUUGGAGGUCGAGAAAUAUUUUCCUUAUUAGUUAAAUACAUAUUAAAGGUUUACUUUAUUUUAGUUCAUUUA
Molecule: messenger RNA, 2274 nt
Organism: Medicago truncatula (barrel medic)
Lineage: Eukaryota; Viridiplantae; Streptophyta; Magnoliopsida; Fabales; Fabaceae
Product: probable methyltransferase PMT16
Exons: 6
Coding region: 152-2062 (636 amino acids)
Cellular component (GO): endosome; cytoplasm; trans-Golgi network
Molecular function (GO): methyltransferase activity
Source: RefSeq, a predicted model, not a curated record